UUCCAGAUCGUCCCUUUCUGUGGGCACAUCAAAGGAGGAAUGAGGCCGGGAAAGAAGAUUUUAGUUAUGGGCAUAGUGGAUCUCAACCCCGAGAGCUUUGGCAUCAGCCUGACUUGCGGGGAGUCGGAAGAUCCUCCUGCAGAUGUGGCUAUAGAACUGAAAGCCGUGUUUACAGACAGACAGUUUGUCAGAAACUCUUGUGUCGGCGGAGAAUGGGGGGAAGAGCAAUCGUCGAUUCCUUACUUUCCCUUUAUACCGGAUCAGCCUUUUAGGGUUGAGAUACUUUGUGAGCAUCCCCGUUUUAGAAUAUUUGUGGAUGGACAUCAGCUCUUUGAUUUUUACCACCGUAUUGAAACACUGUCGGCAAUUGACACGAUAAAGAUAAAUGGAGAUCUUCAGCUUACAAAACUUGGCUGAGCUUGUUAGGACUGCAGAUUCCAAACCGGCUCAGGUGCCAUCAUCCGUUUGGAGAAGUGACAGCCGGGCUCUGGACACAGCUAUGAUAGGAAAGCGGCCCCGUUCCUUUUCCGCAUGCAGUUCUUCACUCCUGUGCCGAUGAACCGCGCUGUUGUUUAUCCUAAUGAAGAACAAUUGUUGGUUAAUAGACAUUGAGCCGUUUGUUUUUUUUUUCUUGGAUCAAAAUAAGCCCACCUGUGCUGGAUAAUCAAAUUGGAAUGGAUUCAGAAAAGACUUGCAGUCUUGUUUCAGAUCUGACAGAAAGGCAAUUUCUGAAACGCGGCGCUAGAACCGGUUAGUGAACAGCAGUGACAACAACAACAACAACAACAACAACAACAAGGUUUUUCUUUUGCAAAUAUCGUUUCUGCACUGAAGUGGAAUAGUGUAGCACAACAAAGAGCCACGUGCUGACGUCCCUACCCGGGGCUUGAGCCUGGUUCCGUGGAAAUCAACGGCAAAACUCCCACUCACUCACUUUAACGGGGUACAAUCAAACUGUCUAGUCCUUAGUCAAGCACAAUUCCCACUGGUUUCUAUGGGAUUUUUUUGCACACGCCUGGGGGCCCAGCUCUUCUGCUGGUGUAAAUCAGCAUCACCUCUGUGGCUUGCGAGGGAACUUUGCGGGUUGCUCCCAGCCGUUGAUUUGGCCCAAGGACUGUGCAAAAACUGAACGAGGGUGUGAGGACACAGCCUGUAUAUGUUAGUCAGGGUAUUUGCAUAGAAUGUAGAUCGUUACGAGUUUUUUGCACAAUGUAUUGUUAAUACAAUUUUUAAAGCUUAUCUGUAGUUUAUUUAUUUAUACUCAUUGUAUGUAUUACUAGUUAAAAAUGAACAAUCUUACUGAUGGUUAAGAAGAAAGUGUAAACAUUUUGAAUGUACAAAAUGUCUUUAGGUUCUUUGGGUAAACUUUACAUAUCAUUCUGGGGAAAAAAUCAUGUUUCCUAUCCAACAUUUAGUUCCGUUUUCACGGAGCCCUCUCGGCCCUGGGAAAAGGUGGGCAUGGUAGUUGGUGAGGGUGGGGGGAACUCUUGGCAUAUUCACUAGAAACUGGUUUUCAGGGCUUACUAACUUUGCUGCACAGGAUAGGUUUGAGUUAAAGUCGAUGGGUUUUAAAAACUUAAUACAGCAAAUCUGUAGGUUUAACUGUGCUUUUAUAACCUGAGAAAAAAAAACAAGUUCAAUUUGGCAGUCUCUUAGUUCCGAAAGAGAACCAGCCUCUUUCCGGGGAGAUUUUUGCACUUGUUUGAGAACAUAUUUGGCCUUUGAUAUGACAAUUAAAACUUGUCUAGACAGCCAAGUUAUUAAUGCUUGAAAAUCAGCUACUGCACAUGAAUAAUAACUUUUCGAGUAGCUUUUUAAAUAGUAGGUAUAUAGCUGUAUAAACACAGUCAUUGCGCGACACUAGAAACCAACACAGCCACUUUUCUUGGACUUCUUUAGGACUAAGUACACUUUUUUCCUUGGCUGCUCACAAUAAACUGCAGCAGGUCUUUCACAGUAGUUAUAAUCACGAUAGAAACAUAUAUUUAGGCAAUUUUGAAAACAUGUAAUAU
This is a messenger RNA of Antrostomus carolinensis (chuck-will's-widow), 2012 nucleotides long. It is a transcript of the gene LGALSL, whose product is annotated as galectin like. The coding region runs from base 40 to 417 and encodes 125 amino acids. The transcript is spliced from 3 exons. Gene Ontology annotation, molecular function: carbohydrate binding. Lineage: Eukaryota; Metazoa; Chordata; Aves; Caprimulgiformes; Caprimulgidae. The record is from RefSeq and is a predicted model, not a curated record.